Messenger RNA from Spirodela intermedia, 3997 nucleotides. NCBI's taxonomy places the organism in Eukaryota, Viridiplantae, Streptophyta, Magnoliopsida, Alismatales, Araceae. The record is from the annotation of a GenBank genome assembly.
AUGGCUGAGGCGGUCACUGGGGGAGCUGGGAAGAUGGAGAGUGCGGGAGACGCCGCGGCAUCGACCGCUGCAACGGUGGUCACCGCCGGGACGAUCGCGCCCGGGCGGAGGUGGGCCGACGAGGCUGAGGAGGAGGAGGAGGAGGAGGAGGCGGAGAAGACGGAGAAGACGGAGGCGUCUUCCUCUGAACAGAAAUCGGAUGACUUGAAGAGACUGGAGGCCCUGCGAAUCGCAGAGGAAGAAACAAAAGAGGAGACGAAGGGCGCGCCGAGCGAGGGUCUCGAUGAGCCCGAGGACUCGGCUAUCAAAGCUGUAAGUUUUUCAACGUGGAUAUUGCUCUCCAUUAUUCUUGUCGUUCUAGGGUUUUGUGACCUACUGGUGUUUAGAGACCGACGAGACGAUGGUGGGGGGUUUUGGAUUAGUUGCUUCGUUGUCGUGGUGGAGUGGAAAACCUAGAAUUCCCGUUCAACAAGGGAUUGGAUGAACGAGCCCUGGAGCUCCCUAAUUCUUGAUUCCCUUUGAAUGAAAUCCAGGUGACGUCGGGGGACACGGUAUAUACGUCGGCGUUGUCGUUCGAAGAUUUGAACUUGUCCAAGGAAUUGAUCCAGGGUCUGUACGUUGAGAUGGGUUUCAAGCGCCCGAGCAAGAUACAGGCCGUGAGCCUCCCCAUGAUCCUCACCCCGCCUCACAAAAAUCUGGUCGCUCAAGCUCACAAUGGUAGUGGGAAGACAACAUGCUUCGUUUUGGGGAUGCUGAGCCGAGUUGAUCCACAAAAGAAGCUGCCUCAGGCACUUUGCAUAUGCCCAACACGAGAAUUGGCUCAGCAGGUUCGAUUUCUCCUGUCUUUGUCAUUUAUGCUGUUCACUGUUGUUACGCGUACUGUUUAGUCCUGAGCAUGUAAAUAUGUAAACUGCAGAACGAGGCUGUCCUUUUGAAGAUGGGGAAAUUUACGGGGAUCACUUCAGUCUGCGCCAUCCCCACUGAUUCUGCCCACUACGUCCCGAUUGCGAAGCGAGCGCCCAUCACUGAACAAGUUGUGAUCGGCACGCCGGGCACCAUAAAGAAGUGGAUGUCUGCUAAAAAGUUAAGUACAAGGGAGAUGAAGAUUCUGGUUUUCGAUGAAGCAGACCAUAUGCUAGCUGAGGUGAAAACAUCUUCAAUUGACUUUAAUGCCGUUCAUCUCGUUUCUAGAAUUAAUUGUCGUUUUUCUUUCUUUCCCUUUUUCUUGCUAUUCUUUUUCCCGGGUUGUGUACUUUGCCGUAGGAAUGUAGCAGAAGAGUAGGAGCCUGAGUCUUUUUGGCUCAUUAUUUAAGCUAGAAAAAUAGAUCAAUUGGGAUUGCUUGGAAGUCUUGUAUGUUUUUGCUGAAUGAUCGGUUUCAAAAAUGGCUACUUUUGGUCGCACCUUUUUUUUAUCUGAAUCGCACGUCUCCUCAAGCCAAUGAAAGUAUUUCCUUUUGUUCUUCUCUUUUGUUUUCUUUUACCGUAGGGGUGCCAACUUCAUCGACUGUAUGUGGAAUCUCCAUCGCUGUCAUUUGGUCUCCUCAUUUCAGUAUUACAUCUUACAAAUCAUAUUCGUCUAAACUGUAGCUUUGUUCUUCACGCAGGAUGGAUUUCGGGACGACUCUGAGAGGAUAAUGAAGGAAAUUCAGAGAAAUAGUGCCAGCUGCCAGGUAUGUGGACAGAAAUUCUAUAUUUUCCUCCUCGUUGCUUGGAAACUAGAAAUGAAGUUUUCAAUUCCUUUUUCAGUAUUUUAUCAAAUGUCAAUGCUUAUGAUGCUCCUCGUCUCCUAGUUUUGUAUAAAAUUGUCUCUGCUAAUUAUGUCUGGAAAACCCAAAUGAAAUAAAAAAAAGGCUGCUUUUCAACGAGUGGUUGCAGACGCCCUCAGAGCAUUGAAGGUUGAUAGGGAGCUACAUUGAUUCAGAAAUGCCACGGGAGUUCCCAAACUUGUGUUGAUUUGCUUCCACGUGGUACUUGUACCAGUCAGGGAACUAGGAAAAAGGUAGAUUUGAUUAGUGAAGUCAAUAGCUCGAUAGAGUUUGGGUUGCUCAGCCCGGGUUGAUUCAUGUGAUAUCCUACAAGUUGCAGCUAAUACGGGCUGAUUCUCGUAUAAGCUGGCCUGACAUCCUGGAUAUCUCCACUAGCCCCAAUAAGACCUCCGCCUGCCUUUCCAUUCUUGUGUUGUCUAGGUCAAUUUUGUUGUGGGUAGUACUAGUAAUCAGAUUAGCUAGGCUCUUCGAGGUUUCCCUGGACCGAGACUGAAUUGCAUGAAAAUAUCAAACUUUAAGCUCUAAGAUUGGCUCGCGUUUGUUUUGGGAUUGUCUCUUGCUUUUCGUAAAUUGUUUUUCUUCUCUUCUGCAGUGGAUGGAUAAUUCUAAUCUUCAAUUUGGGUUUAUUUUUCUUCCACUAAUCUGCAUACUCUUUCUCUGUUGGCGCUUCUAGCUCACCCCAGGCUGGUGACAUCUGACAAAAUAAUACACGCAUUCGUAUUAUAGUUAUUUUCUUGACGAAUCCAAACUCCAUUUAUUAUUUUAUGUGUGGAAUUGUCGAUCUCGGAAUGUAAUAUUUUUAUUUCUUCCUCCCCCCUCUAAAUAUCUAGCGCAGCCAUCCCUUUUCUAGCAGAUGGUGUGUACUCAUGAUGUUCCGCAUCAUGCACUGCGUUGAAAUCAUCUGAAAGGAACUUUUAGAAUCUCCUGUAUAUCCAUGUCUCAACAAGCCAGGCCAAUGAGUGGAACAGGACCUCCUUUCGAUGAUCUGAAAUCGUUCAUCUGGUUCUGGACCUAGGCCUGGAGAACGGAAUCCCAUAGACUUGGGGAGAGCUCUGUGGCUGGAUGGCAGCUUGGAGCUGGCUUUUGAGAGUGCUUGAGUGUGCUUAUUUUGGAACGGCAGUGGGGAGAGAGGGAGAAUAGGCCUGAAGGCCUGCGGGAUAAUUGAUUGCUCAUAUAUUUUUUCGUUUUGAUAUUUGGAAGCAGGCAGCCUUUUUUUUUUGAGGUGCCCAAAAGUCAGCGCGUUCCGUGCUUAUAUGUCAAUGGGUUUUGAGUUGGCUGCAGGUGCUGUUGUUCUCCGCCACCUUCAAUGAGACUGUGAAAGCAUUUGUGUCGAGGGCGGUCAGGGAUGCCAACCAGCUGUACGUAAAGAAAGAAGAGUUGACUCUAGAGAUGGUCAAGCAGUACCAGGUUCACUGCCCUGACGAACUCUCCAAGGUGGAGGUGAUAAAGGACAAGAUCUUCGAGUUUGGGGAGAAGGUGGGGCAGACCAUCAUCUUCGUCCGGACGAGGCACAGCGCCAGUAUGUUGCACAAGACUUUGCUCAGCGAUGGGUACGAGUGCACCUCCAUCCAGGGCGCCAUCGAGCAGGCGGACAGGGACAAGAUCAUUAAGGAAUUUAAAGAUGGGUUGACCAAGGUCCUCAUCACCACGGAUCUUCUCGCGAGAGGGUUUGACCAGGCGCAGGUGGGUUUUAUCUUCCCGACGAGAUACUUGCUAGGCUGAUCAGUGCCCGGCUCUAACGUGCUCUUUUGUUUGGUUUUUCGAAAAGGUCAACUUGGUUGUCAACUAUGAUCUCCCGGUGAAGCACGAGUCUCCGUCCGAACCAGAUUAUGAGGUGUACUUGCAUAGGAUCGGCAGGACUGGCCGUUUUGGACGCAAGGGUGAGUUGAUUUUCAUGUCUCAUCGCUCCUGUUUGUCGAUUGUUGUUUUUUCGUCCUCCUUGGGCCGGCCGCCAUGGUUGAUCGCGAGCUUUGUGUUUGUGGCGACAGGGGCCGUCUUCAACCUGAUCUGCACCGACAGGGACAGGAUGAUCAUGGAGAAGAUCGAGCGGCACUUUGCGCACGAAGUCCCCAAGGUAUAACCCCCCCCCCCCCUCUUUUGCUCCGAACCCGUUAGGAGGAGGAGGUCGAUUUGAUGAUGCUCUCGCUCUCCCUUGCUUCCCUCCUCAGGUUCCCGACUGGCGGAGCGAAGAGGGCUUCAAGGCGGCCCUGGAAGCCGCCGGGUUGCUGUGA